Molecule: messenger RNA, 848 nt
Organism: Microplitis mediator
Lineage: Eukaryota; Metazoa; Arthropoda; Insecta; Hymenoptera; Braconidae
Gene: MagR
Product: iron-sulfur cluster assembly 1 homolog, mitochondrial
Exons: 2
Coding region: 362-700 (112 amino acids)
Biological process (GO): iron-sulfur cluster assembly
Cellular component (GO): mitochondrion; cytoplasm
Molecular function (GO): 2 iron, 2 sulfur cluster binding
Source: RefSeq, a predicted model, not a curated record
AAUAAACACAAAAGUCAAUCGUAUUUAAUGAUUAAAUAUAGAAUAACUAUAAAGAUAUUGUACCCAAGUAUACAGGAAAAUAGAAUAUACAUAAUAUGAGUAAUAAGUAAAGUCGUAGAAUGGAUAUAUAAGGAAUGUAGAUUCGUGAGCUUAUAUCUCUUAUUUUUUAUUAGUAGAAAUACGCCGUUCCUACGCAUUAUCAAUACAAACCGAAAAUUACCGACGGAUCCCGACGGCAACUUAUUAUCUAGGAGGACUAUAGUAUUAAUUCCGAAAAGUAUUUUUUUAAAAUUCGCUUCAUUUUUAUAUGAAGAUAAUAAUGAUUUUGUUAUAACGUUGUGUUUAAUCAAAAUUUGUAACAAUGGCGGCACGCAUCACAGCUUCUGCUACAGUUCGAGCUGUUAAAGAAAAUAAAAGUUUGCCAGCUCGUGCAGCUCUCGUGCUUAUUGGUUUGAAAAUAAGCGUUCGUCAAAGAGGCUGUAACGGGCUAAGCUAUGUCCUAGAUUAUGCAACUGAAAAGAGUAAAUUAGAUGAAGAAGUUGUUCAAGAUGGAGUCAGAGUUAUUAUUGAUAGGAAAGCCCAACUUUCUUUAUUAGGAACAGAAAUGGAUUACAUAGAAGGAAAAUUAAGUUCUGAGUUUAUAUUUAAUAAUCCAAAUAUUAAAGGAACUUGUGGCUGUGGAGAAAGUUUUUCUGUGUAGUGAAGUUUUAUUCUUUUUUUUUUAGUAUUGUAUCUAUAUCAAUAGAUCGUUAAUUUGGAGUAUGAUAAACAUCAAAGUAUAUGUUAUUGUUUCAACUUAACUAAUGUAUAGAUAUCAAAAAUAUGCAAGUGUCGAUAAUAGUAGAAAA